AUGGACUCAUUUAUCGAUAAUAUAGGUACCAGUCAAGGCUUGCUGGAACAGAGUUCACAGCUGAAAGAGUAUUCAAGACGAACACAGGUGAAUGAUUUCGAAUCGCUGCGCAAACUGAGCAAAUGGGGCCACGAGCUGCAAUGUCAGCCUUAUAACUCACAACUACACAGUGUGACGGUGUGUGUGGCCAAUAUACUACUGAAAAGCGCUGAUUUUCGCAUUCAGACGUUGCAGGAAGAUCUGGACCUUGUGCGGGACAUACAGACCAGAUUGCUACAAGAUUCUCAGCAACCGACGUUUGAAAGAGAAUGGGAAGUGCCGUUAUGGCGUGUGCUCUUUCUGCUAACCCACAGCGCUUGGAAUCCUCCCAAUGGUAACAUAUUCGACAGAAAGCUUGCGCUCGUCAAGUUUGCGCAUCUUGUGGACCUUUUGGACACGGAAGAAGCUCAUGGCCACUAUUUGUCGGUGGUGCUCGAAGAAAUGGGAAAAUUUUGGUACGCUUUGAGCUACAAUUAUGGAGUGCAGACUAACACUUACAACCGCACAUUUUGGAGCACUUUAAAACAGUUGAACCACGUCUUGCGUAGAGAUCAAGGCCAACUGCUGUCCCAAUACUCAGGAGCAUUGCUGCAGUUGUGCUCGCUGCUGCUUUUGGCACCCGAAAACCAAAAAAUGCUCGCCACUCUCGAUAUGGUUUUGAACCUAGUUCUCAUCCUGAAGCGUAGCAUCGUCCUGUGGCAACAGGAAGCAGCACAACAACUGUACUCGUCCCUGUCUGACUACAAGAUCCCACAGAUACUGCAUGUUCUGCACAUCUACCUGUUGAGAUCACCCACCAAAGUUCGCGACCGUCUCGAACCUUGCAUCACAGGCCAUCCAGAGGCACCCGUGAAUCUCAAGUUCCAGAUCGUAGCAUUGUACAAAUCGCCCAUUUCCGGGUCAGAUAUUCGCGACAUUUUAGAUGCUAUCCUACACACGCUGAACUUGCAAUUUUGUGCAGCAACAACAGAAGGUCCUGAAGAAAUCUUACCGGUUGUGCGACCAGCCGCACCUACGAGAAUUAGUGACUCCACUGAAACCAUCAUUGGAACUGAUGUCAAACCAAAGUCUAACUUGUGGCAACAACCGAAUAUGUCGUGCACGUCGGUGAAUACGGCUUGCACCGGUCAUUCUGCAGAUUCCAACGAUUCGUGGACCGAAGAGGACCGAAUAGAAGAGGCCGAACGAAUCAUGGCCGCGAUACGAAGGCUUGAUCAGUUAGGCGUAAUCACUACAAACCUGCCGGCAUGA
This is a messenger RNA of Lachancea lanzarotensis, 1290 nucleotides long. RefSeq names its product LALA0S10e04082g1_1. Lineage: Eukaryota; Fungi; Ascomycota; Saccharomycetes; Saccharomycetales; Saccharomycetaceae. The transcript has a single exon. The coding region runs from base 1 to 1290 and encodes 429 amino acids. The record is from RefSeq and is a predicted model, not a curated record.